GUAAAUGAUUAACUUGUUGAUCACCAAGAAGGCAAGAGUAUCAGAGACAGACCAAAAAAGAUAACUGUGAACUGAGCUCAAAAUGAGAGUUCCUGUAAAACUCCUUGGCUGCGUCUUUUGGUUGUUUUUCUUUAAUUGUGCCCAAAGUCAAGCAAAGCAAAAAUUGUGCUCUGAUCUAUUUUUGGAAAAUGGGUUCAUACACACCCUGUCCUCCAAUGAGGAUGAAAUCUUUUACACCUGCAAACCGGGUUUUAAACCAUUCACUGGGAACUGGUGGGAUUCAGUGACAUGCAGCAGAGGCUUUCGGUCUGAAGAACCUCGGUGCAUCCGGGAGGAAGAUUGUGGUGCUUUUCCCAGUGUUCUCCAUGGAAAACUAAAGAAAACAAAUCAACGAACUGCUAAAGUGGAAUGUGAUUCUGGGUUCAAACCAACUCAAAGCCUCAUAAGAUGUGUCGGUGGUACAUGGGAGACACCAGUUUGUGAGAUGGAUGUGCAUUGUAACAGUCCUCCAAAGGUGGAAAAUGCACUCAUAACAUCUAAACCCAAAGAAUUUUAUGGAUAUGGAUCUAUUGUAACAUACGCAUGUCGAAGCUCAUUCUUAAUGAAUGGGAAAAGCACAGUUUUCUGCCGCAGUGGAACUUGGAAAGAAACACCAACAUGUAAAGAGGUAUUGUGUCCUGUAAACACAGCAGUUGAAGACUUAAAAAUGGAGCCUGAUAUUGAGGGUCCCAUCAAACCUGGAUACAGGUUAAAAUUUUCAUGCAGUAGAGAAGGGCUGAAAUUAAAAGGACAGAGAGAAAUCACCUGUCAGUCAAAUGGAGAAUGGAGCAGCCCUUUUCCUACAUGUGAAGAGGUAAUGUGUGUUGCAAACCUGACAGUGAACAUGAGAUCAGAUGAACACCUGGGGCCUGAGAUUUCAGUCAGACCUGGAGACAUCAUAACUCUUUCUUGUGUUGGAAGGGAAUUACAAGGACAGAGCAAAAUCCGCUGCUUGCCAGAUGGAAAAUGGAACCCUCCAUUCCCUAAAUGUGUAGGAGGGAAAUGUGUGUCACCACCACUUGUGGACUUUGCAGAUACAACAGAAAUGACAAAAAGGGAAUACAAUUCAGGGGAGAAAGUUGAAUACACCUGCUUUAAUAAAUACACACUGGAUCAGCGUCACCCCUACUCCAAAUACUUGACCUGUGAAGAUGGAGAAUGGAGAGGGAAUAUUAAGUGCUUAAAGCCCUGUUCAGUGUCUCUGGAGUUAAUGGAUAAAAGAGGUAUAGAGCUGCGAUGGCGUGAACGGGAAAAGAUUUUCUCACCACAUGGGGAUAAAAUCGAAUUUAGGUGUCAGAGAGGCAAAUCUUCAAUAGGCCUAAAACAAACAUGUAAUGAUGGAGAGAUGGAUUUGCCUCUGUGUGAGUGACAGUGAAUAAAACAUCACUGAAGCAUCAGCUGUUCUACAAAGCAAAUCAAAUGAAGCCGAUCAAAAUAAAACAUUUUUCCCCAAUUCAGUUUCUCUGUUUUGGAAUUCCUGCAAUUAAAAUUAAAUAAGUGAUAAAAGCAACAUGUUAAAAAUGUGUGUUUAUAAAAACAACAUGAACAACAGCUGAGUAUAUGUUUAUUGUACAAUGUUUAUACAAUGAAAAACUUUUCAUAAAUUGAUUGCAAAAAGUCUGUAUAAAGAGACAGUUGCAAAUAAUAAACUUUCUUUUUGUCUGGG
Megalobrama amblycephala (Wuchang bream) is the source of this 1705-nucleotide messenger RNA. RefSeq names its product coagulation factor XIII B chain-like. Bases 83 to 1408 code for a protein of 441 amino acids. The transcript is spliced from 8 exons. The record is from RefSeq and is a predicted model, not a curated record. Lineage: Eukaryota; Metazoa; Chordata; Actinopteri; Cypriniformes; Xenocyprididae.